Racocetra persica is the source of this 404-nucleotide messenger RNA. Lineage: Eukaryota; Fungi; Glomeromycota; Glomeromycetes; Diversisporales; Gigasporaceae. The record is from the annotation of a GenBank genome assembly.
UCUUCAAAAAUAGCUUGGGCGACACGUUGGGAUAAUUAUUUACAUACUUUUGAUCCAAGGAUUCAUUGGUUUAGUUUGGUCAAUUCCAUCGUAAUUGUACUGUUCUUGACGGGUAUGGUGGCUAUGAUAUUACUUCGCGCAUUACACAAAGAUAUAUCUCGGUAUAACCAAAUAGAAGCACAAGAAGAUGUACAAGAAGAUUUCGGUUGGAAAUUAGUACAUGGGGAUAUAUUUCGCACUCCGGCAAAUGUUAUGUUGUUGUCUGUUUUAUUAGGAAAUGGCACUCAACUAUUUUGCAUGACAACUGUCACUCUUUCAGGAUAUGUUUCUGCACGUAUUUAUAAGAUGUUUGGCGGUGACGCUUGGAAGAAAAAUGUUUUCUUGACUGCAUUUUUAUUCCCUAC